Molecule: messenger RNA, 1136 nt
Organism: Sphaeroforma arctica JP610
Lineage: Eukaryota; Ichthyosporea; Ichthyophonida
Exons: 9
Biological process (GO): protein homooligomerization
Molecular function (GO): protein binding
Source: RefSeq, a predicted model, not a curated record
AGGUGAAUACUGAGCUUGACUGCAGUUCACAAAUGAUCUAUACAAGUGUGGGUACCAGAAUCGACGAUUCAAGGUUGGUCAGAGACGGCGAUGCACUCUACGCGGCUCUAGCGGGAGAACCUUUUAUGAAGGGAGUGAGUGGGCCGUUAGCUGCCACAUGCGAUACAGUUAGUACACAGAUUAUAGACACGGACGGUACCAACAGGAGUGGUACUCCUAUGGGCACAAGGGAUGACUGGAUCGCCUUCAACGUCGGUGGUCAAGUGUUUGUGACCACGAAAACGACCAUACAAAGAGGCGAGUCAACUAUGCUGUCAAGGCUGAUUGAGGAGGACAUGUGGCAGUCUACCCGGGAUAGAAACGGUACUGUGAUGCUCGACCGAAGUCCCAAAUACUUUGAGCCACUUCUUAACUUUUUAAGGCACGGUGAAAUGGUCCUGGGCGAGGGACUCAAUCCUAGAGGCGUUCUGGCCGAAGCCAGAUUUUUUGGGAUGAACGAUGCAUGCAAAAUCCUUGAGCAGAUGUGUAAAGACUGUCACGUUGACGCUCCAAUGAAUCGCAACUCCUUCAUGGACAAGCUCAUGACCCUCCAGCCAUCGGAUUCCCUGAGGUGUCGUGGGAUGAAUUUUCAAGGGACCGAUUUUUCUCGGCUGGAUUUAUCAAACAUCGAUUUCGAUUUAUGCGACAUGAGACGGUGUAUAUUUGAAAGGAGCAUUUUAUCCGGUUGCAGCUUCCAGCAGGCGCAAUUGUGUGACGCUGUACUAGACGGUGCGGAUCUGUCCGCAGCAAACUUCAGGGGGGCGGAAAUGCAAGGCGCGUCGAUGCGGCAUUGUGUUUUGCUUACGAGUUCUGAGGGACCUCUGAUGGCGGCUGCAGAUAUGAGGGGCGUUGACUUCGAUGAGAGUGAGCUCUCAGGCUCAGUUAUGAGGGCGGCCAACUUGCGACACGCGACCAUGACCAAUUGCAUACUAAACCAUGCGGAUUUAGCAGGUGCUGAUCUAGAGGGUGCCGUGUUUAGUAACUCGACCAUGAACCAAACUAACUUCAGGGGGGCAAAUACAAAGGAUACCGUGUUUGGGGUAAUGCAAUCGCCUCUGCAUAUGUCCUCGUUCACAACAUAAUAAAAUCUCUCUCUC